CAGAAAGCAUUUUCACCUUCACUAUAUCCUCGAUUUUUCCCCUACUCUUUUCCCGUAACAGAAGUAGAAAACGCACCAGGAGCAGUAUAAUUGAUAUGAUUCGACGAAGACCACCACCACCUCCGUACUCGAGAUCACAAUACACCCACAGCAGAAAACGAUGGCAUCUGCCCUCUGAUGCUUCAUUUGAAUGACGCGCUCUCUUGCUAAUUAUCUGUAAUUUGAAUCUUUUUGAGUUUGAGAGCUUCAACUUCCCAGCACGCGAUUUUCUAAACGCCUUCAUCAUUCUUCUUAUUAUUUAAGCAAGAAAAAUGUUGGGCGGCGGGUCUUCUUCCUCGUCUUCAUCUGGUGCCCUCGACAGAGGACCUUCGGCUUCUUCGUCCUCGUCUUCUGGUGCCCUCGACAGAGGACCUUCGGCCUCGGACGCGGCCAUCGAGCAGACUAAAAGCAACAUCGCAGAGGUAAUCCCCGACCUUGUGUGGGUAGAAUACAUAGUCCUAUUCCUGGAGUUGCACGAGGUGGGCCGCUUAGCUUGCACGUGCAAAACGCUGAAUUCUUAUGACAUUCUCACCUCAUGAUCUACCGUAGCCGUACUAGAUGUAAGUACACACAAGUUGUAGUUGAUGUUACUAGAUGUACACACAAGUUGUGUGGUGCUAAGCUAUGGCAUACUGGAUUAGACUACAUAGUCCUAUUCCUGGAGUUGGGUAGAAUACAUAGUCCUAUUCCUGGAGUUGCAUGAGGUGGGCCGCUUAGCUUGCACGUGCAAAACGCUGAAUUCUUAUGACAUUCUCACCUCAUGAUCUACCGUAGCCGUACUAGAUGUAAGUACACACAAGUUGUAGUUGAUGUUACUAGAUGUACACACAAGUUGUGUGGUGCUAAGCUAUAGCAUACUGGAUUAGACUACGUUAAGACUAAGCUAAUAGCGUUAGUUGUAGUUGAUGUUGAUGUCGUGGCUCCGGGUUCAUCGUCAGGCUGAUCAUGUAAGUACACAAGAACUACAACCGUCUAUCUUUGACUUUGUCCAUGAUGUCACCACUACAGUCGCACUUCUUCUAACUCAACCUACUCCGCGACGAGCCUUUCGUUUGGCAGCGGCUGGCGCAAGUACAAAAUGAAGCGACGCUUUCGCGUGGGUACCAGACGUAUUUGAACCCCUUGCGCUCGAACGAGAUCCAGGAUUGGCGGGAAGUGGUUUUACUGUCGAAUGCUAAGCUUUUGACUGGAGGUGGCGGGCCUUCGUCGUCAAUUCAUGGAGCGGCGGAAGAACAGCAAGGGCAAGCUGCAGAGCGGGACGGAGUACACGGAUCAUCUAGCGCAAAUGUAGCUGUUGCCCCUCAUAUACCACGUCUUCAAGUAGAGCACAUGAGCGCAGAGCGACCUCCACAACAGCUUGAAACUGUACCUUCUUCUAGUUCUUCUACUGGUGUAGGUGUAGACCGAGCACAGCCACUUGCAAGUGACGAUGCAGAUGGAGGUGACAGUAUGCACACCGCUCGCAGCGACCAGAACUUCAGUAGUGCUGCAUCAGCGUCUUCCUCCUCGUUAUCGAGCAGUAAGGUUAACGGCUUACCUCCAACCAAACGUCCUCGUACUACAAUAAACAAGAUUCGGAUCCGCGAGGAAGCCCUCCAAGCAACUGGACUUGACGAUUUGUCAGGGGCAGCGAGAAAUUUCUACGGUGGCCAUUCCGGUCACUUGCACUGGCUCGAGGGCACAAGAGUGUUAGCUUUUGCUUAUGACGAGGAACUAUGCUAUAACGGACUUUUCUUGUCUAGUACUACCUAGCUCCGUCUAUUGUUCUAAUUUCCCGGAAACUACUAUCCAGACCGCGUUGGAGGCGCGACGCCCAAGAGUCUGCCAUUCAUCUAUGAGAUCGAUGUUUCAACCUCACCGGCUAGGAUCGUCGAAACAAUUAAUUAUGCGAGGAGAGAGGUUGGAGAAAAUGGAAAUGAAGAUGCACCAGGUCCAGGACAAGAACAAGGACGAGGUCGUUCAGCUCAGUUUAAGGUGUAAUAGACGAGUUCAUAUCUUCUACUCGUCAUUGCCAUUUCUCACUUGUUCCUGCAUCUCAGAAAAGUUUGGAGAUGAAAUGUACAAGGAAGCAGGUAAGAAGAAGAAGAAGAAGAAGAAAUGAAUCGUCUUGAGCUCUAAUCAGACAGGAGGUCCACGUCCAGGUGGCUCUGCUUCUUCUCCUCGACCAGGUUCUCAAGGCUGGCCACACGGCGAGCCUCAUCCGCAGAUCAUGGGUGCUGCGAGUGCAGUGUGGCGUAGACGCGUCGUUUUCUUCGGUGGCGGCAGUCCUAUAGACGUGAAUAAGAUCAAUAACGACGUGACAAGUUUCAGCAUCGAAACCAAGCAGUGGGAAUCCUUUUUCAGGGCUUCUGUCCAUGCUGCUAGCAACAGGCAUUGCAUUCCUGGAGAAAGCUUCCCAAGACCACGACAAGGACAAAGAGCGACAGUUUUCCAGGAUCGCCUUUUCGUUUUUGGAGGUCGUGAGAGCACCAUUGGCAGAAGGAGAAGAGCUCAGAGAGAAGAUGGACAAGAGGAAGAAGAGGAUGAUGGCUGUCGCAAUGACCUGUGGAGUUUCGACCUGGUGCAAGCGCAAGAAUAUGGUGAAACUAGUACUAGAAGAACAACAGGUACAGGGUCUUGUUCUAGCACGACAGGCACCACUUCUGCGUCCUCUAUGCACGCGUCAUCCAGCAGUGCUAGUGCGUCCUUGUGGAAGCGAGAAGAAGCUAGUGGCCAAGUUCCUCCUUCACGUGUGUGGCAUGCAUCUUGUGACAGUACAAAUGGUAGAUGGCUGGUCUGUGCAGGCAGCCGCUGGAACUUCGACAAACCGGAAGUUAUGAAACUACUUGCGUUUGCUUAGUAUAAGUAGUUGUAGUUGCACCUAAACCUCUAGUACCCAGAAGAAUUGUUAUUGUACUUCAUCAUCUACUUCUACAUCAUGAUGAUGGCGUGUCUGUAUAAGACGAGCGUCGAUACUUCUAGAAGGUGCAAGAACCAUCUUCUCAACCUAGCACAUCAUCACACUCACAACUACUCCCUCAUCUUUCAUAAAAAACGAACGAGAAACCCAUCAGUUCCGGCAAUUGUUCUGUCUGCACCUUGCUGAACGGAGGUGGGAGGAGAUAAGAACUCAAAGUAUUCCUCCAUGGGUCACUGCUGGAUGCCUAGUUGCGACUGGGCGAGAGGUACACGCACAAACGUUGAACACCGCCACACCACUCUUUAGACGUUCCACCUUGUCUGCAAAUAACUACAGAUGCCAAGCUACUGUUACAACUAACAACAUGGUAGUACAUGAUGAUGAUGAUGAUGAUCAUGAUUAGAUGCAUCUUCCUGUGUCUCCUGCUUCUUCGAUUGCAAAAAUUUGAGUUAAAUUUACUUUCUGCUGUUCCUGCCACACGACCAGAUUCUCCUUUUUGGUGGUUGCAAACCUCAAGAAGUGGGUCCAGGUGGCAUUCGCUGGCAAGCGCUGACGGAUGAAAGUGAGGAGACUGGUUGGCGCUCUUGGUAUAGCCACGUCGGACGGGACGCGUUCGUCUUUGAUGCUCACGAGAGGAAUUGGUCGCCUUGCGUUUGCGAAGUCAGCUGUGAUACUCAAUUAAGGCUACUGUAAAAGCAACAUAAGCAUGAUCUUUUUAUUUCUAGUACUACUUGAACUUGAACAAGAAUUAAAAAAGAUACAGAAGUACAACUAGAAGCCAAGGAUGGAUGGUCUCUUCAGGGCGGAAGAUCGAUGCAAGCGCGACACCAGACAUAGUACAUAGAUCUCUGCUCUAACUCAAGCGCUCUGGCGGUCUCACUUUUCCGCUGUUUUCGUGCCUCCCACAAACCAAAUCUUCCUCUUUGGAGGUUCUCGCUACUUCUGCGGGGAAUAUUUUCACGAUCUACUCGUCUUGGACUUACCUUCAGCGGCAGGCCGUCACUUGCCGGAUAGAAAUGCAAGUGGGGUUUUAUUUUUACGGCUAACCUCUAUCUUUACCAGUUUCUUCCUUCUAUUUAGAUAAAAACUAGCAUUAUCUAACUGUAACUACUAGAGUCUAAUAUGGGGCUAUCUAACUACUUGAAGGUGAGACCCACCUAUGGGGCUGACAGGACGACGAUAGCGUCGGCGCUUAAUUAGUUUUAGCAGUUAGCAGGAUGCUUCAGGAUACUUGUCGAUAGUUACCCUUUUCUCUUUUCUAUCUUCCUCUGGUCUGUCUUUUUUCUAGUUAGGUCGGCUCCACCACAACUACUAGAGUCUAAUAUGGUUUUUAUGCUCAAUGAGACGGAUUUAUUUUGCGACCUCUAAUAUAUCCUGGAUAUGUGUGGAAUCGUUGGAAAGGUGUGCUAGGAAGAUUGCGAGGACUUCAUGCCACUGGUGAUCUCGAUGACGACCGCAUGCGCGAAGUCUUCCAGCAUCUGCGACAAAUUAACAGAGAAGAAGAUGAAGAGUCACAAGAAGAUGAAGGGGCACAAGAGGACGUAGGACCACCGGUAGGGUCUAGGUCUACUUAUUUGUUUUUGCUAUAUUAAUCAGUGCUACAACUUGAAGAUGUUCUUGUUGUUUCUUAUCCUCCUGGCAUCAAUUAUCUCUUUGUGUUGCAUUUUGGUGCUGUAUCAUCCACAUAAUGGUCAGCCUUCAAUUAUCCUUUGUGUUGCAUUUUGGUGCUGUAUCAUCCACUCAGUCAAGUUUUCUUCAGGGUAAGUCGUGUGAAUAUUUCUGAUACCUGCUUUUACCAACCACAUAAUCCUCGCCCCACCAGGAACGAGCGCCAGAAGCUGAUGAUAACGUUAACGAUGUUAUGGAGGACGCUGAAGAUGGGGUUGACGAGGACGAAAGCAGUGACGAUGGAGGGGAUCAGGCGCCGUAGAGAUAUUUGUCGUGCACUAUAACGCAAACACCGUCGUGGCCGCGCCCUCUCGUCUUUUUCGACAUCAUAUUAAAAUGAACUUUGAUGUGGUGCUGAAACUCGUUUCGUACCUACAUACUGGUGCUGGUGCAGCCCACGAGUCCGCCUGUGUUUGCAAGAGGUGUUCGAACGACCACAAGCGACUCCAGGGUAAGGGUCUCAACAUGUUGCACAUACUUCUGAAAAUAAAAGCAGCACAUCAGAGAUGAAGUUGUAGUUUUUGUGGGAAAAAAUUGGAGACGAG
Messenger RNA from Amoebophrya sp. A25, 5151 nucleotides. NCBI's taxonomy places the organism in Eukaryota, Dinophyceae, Syndiniales, Amoebophryaceae. The record is from the annotation of a GenBank genome assembly.